Molecule: messenger RNA, 1470 nt
Organism: Melitaea cinxia (Glanville fritillary)
Lineage: Eukaryota; Metazoa; Arthropoda; Insecta; Lepidoptera; Nymphalidae
Product: facilitated trehalose transporter Tret1-like
Exons: 9
Coding region: 1-1470 (489 amino acids)
Biological process (GO): transmembrane transport
Cellular component (GO): membrane
Molecular function (GO): transmembrane transporter activity
Source: RefSeq, a predicted model, not a curated record
AUGCAGAAAGAAAAGCGCUCUUUAAGGUAUAGCGGGGAAGAAGUAUGGAAUAAAGGAGAGUUACGACAUGGAGGUUACGACGGUGCUUUAUCGGGAGCCAUCCGAGCUUUGAGCGGAAUAGGAAUAGUUCAGAAUGUCCUUAUUGGUGAGAUGUUCUCGAGUGAAGCGAGAAGUAUUGGUUCCUCAGUCGCGAUGACCACAGCAUGGUUAGCAGGAUUUGUGGUUACCUCGGUUUUUAAUAGCACGUUGGAGAGCUUAGGUGCUUAUGGUGUUUUUGGAUUUACUCAAGUACUAUAUUUAGGACAAAUGGUCCUAGGAUACACAAUUACUUGGACGGGUCCGAUCAUACCAAAACUCCGAGAUCCCGAUCAAUCACCACUACGCUAUUUGCCAUCGGAAGCGGAAAUUUCGCUUAUAGCUUCUAUAAUGUACAUUGGGGCUAUACCAGGCCCAUAUAUAAUGGGAUGGCUAUCGAAUUCUAAAGGAAGGAAGCCUUGUCUGAUUCUUGGCGGCAUGCUGUCAGUAAUGGCUAAUAUCAUUUUGUCUAUAAGCGAGAAUUUAGCCAUGCUGUAUUUCGGAAGAAUCAUAGCUGGUGCUGGGAUUGGAAUUAUAUCCUUGAUCAAUGUAGUUUACAUUGGAGAAAUAGCAUCCACGUCUAUAAGAGGAUUUCUCUUAACAGCUAUGGGAGUUUUUACAACUAUUGAUGAUGAAGAAUCACUCGUUAAAGUUCUAAAGAUAUUGGGAAGAUUAGAAGACAAGGAUAAUCUAUAUGAAGUUAAAAAAGAGUUCAAAUCGACCAAUACUAAAAUGGACUGGAGAGAAUUGUUCACACUAAAAACAAACAGGCGUGCACUUUUUAUUGUUGUUACUAUAAAUAUUUUACAACACGGAAGUGGUGUUAUGGCUGUUUUCUUCUUUUCUGCAUCUAUAUUUGAAAUGGCGGGUUCAUCUAUUAGCGCGAGUGUAUCUAUGAUAAUAAUUGGAGGUUUUGAACUAUUCGGUAGUGUUGUAUCAUCUUUCUUCAUCGAAAGGUUAGGACGAAGAACGCUUUUAAUAAUAUCUACUAUUGUAUGCGCUAUCAGUAUGUUUUCGCUAGGCCUGUACUUUUACUUGGACCACGUAGGAGCACCUGGAAUAAUUAACGUGCAAUGGUUACCUUUGGUUAUUCUCAUAGUAUUCUUUAUUGGAUAUGAUUUUGGAUUGGGAAUAGUGCCAAAUGUUCUCAUAGGCGAGAUGUUCACCUGUAACGUAAGAAGUAAGGGAUCAGCUGUUGCUCUGACUUGCGCUUGGUUAGCUGGAUUUCUGGUUACAACUGCGUUUGGUUCAUUGAUUGAGGUUAUCGGUGGUCACGUUAUGUUCUGGUUUUUCACUUGUACCUGCACUUGUGCGUUAUUGUUCACAAUAUUUUUUAUCCCUGAAACAAAAGCCAAGAGUCUCUUGGAAAUCCAAAAACAUAUGGCUGGGAAAUAG